AUGCUAUCUUCCUUUUCGAACGAGGGAUAUUGCCGUCUUGUGCAGGACAACGCGCCACCACAUAAAAGUCGCUAUACGAGCGACAAGCUUAGGAGCUGGGGGGUCGAUACCAUGGCGUGGCCCGCGGAGUCACCCGACCUUAACCCAAUCGAACUCGUUUGGGGCAAUAUGAAGAUCUGUAUCAGGAAGCAAGGAGUCCGCAGUUUGAACGAUCUCAAGGUGGCUAUCGCCAAGUACUGGAAAACGCUCACCCCAGAAGUAUGCGCUCAAAUACACUUGGUGGUAUCAGGAGGAGGAUGGAGCGUGUUGUAG
Cooperia oncophora is the source of this 312-nucleotide messenger RNA. The record is from the annotation of a GenBank genome assembly. NCBI's taxonomy places the organism in Eukaryota, Metazoa, Nematoda, Chromadorea, Rhabditida, Trichostrongylidae.